UCAACAUCUGCGCAUGAAGGGGACUGUCUAUGCGCAGGCCAACAACAUGAAGAAGCUGUCCGCCAGGCUCAAGCACGGCUCUCCUCACAUGCCGAUCCCUGGUCAUCCCGAAUUUAUCGAUCCAGUGGAAGCGGAGGUCAAACUGGCCUUCGACGUCGAGAAGAGUAUCGGGAGCAGCUUGCACUUUUCAAGCAGUUCGAGAAGAACCAACACGGCGUUAAAUUUCUUUCCGUUGGACGUCACGUCAUUGCUCUGGUACAACUCCGGAACCGCGACAGCUUUUUUGACAUUCAAAGCAUGCUCCAACCCAUGACCGAGGUGAUUCUGACAUGGCAACCCGAUCAAGAGAAGACCGCCAAGACUGCACUCUGCUUUGUAGUAGAGGACAUGGUCAACGCGGGAUCUGCGGAUCUGGUUCUCGUUGUCAAAUGGAAGAACGUCGGUUACUUUAGGGAGGACUCGGUUCCCUCUACGAAGUAUCAAGAAGCGAAGGAGUAUGACGUGAGACUCAGCGUUGUAGACUCCGGUAUCACCUACCACCGGAGGAUGGAUGCUGUACACCUGGUCUGGGACGUGGAGAGAGGUCAUCGGAUCCUAUGGCCUGUUCUUCUUAAGCAGGACCCGUACUCGCUACCCACGACCAACGCAUUCGAGCUGGCCGGAGUCUCGGAAGAAGAUGCAGCGAAGGCCCUACGCGAAUACACAACGGACUUCACCUCUUACCUCAACAAGGAACAAGAGCAAUUCCUUAAGGGAGUCCUCAUCAUGGUGGCUGCCUUCCUGAUAAUUGAAGCCGCCGGAGGCAUGGGUAAAACACGUAUCGAAAUCAUCCUUUCCCUCAUGUUCGCGUCGGUGGGAGUUGUCACCAUCAUGACGGCGCCAACGAACACUGCGGUUGACCGCAUCUGCGAGGAGUAUGCGGCGAGCUUUCCCAAGAGACCACAGCCAAUCAGCGUGCUCGCCAGUACGACUUACGACGAGGACGAGCUCCUUGGUAAAGUCACAAAGCGCAGAGACGGCAACGCGGCUACCAACGAAGACUCCGACACGGUGAUGGCUAGUCUCAUCGACCAGUUCAAGCGGUCAGACACCAAGACGAGAAGUUUGGUCCCCGACAACGACCUGCUUACGGUCUCAAUUCAUCGCGCGAAGAACGGUCUUGUUCAAGUGUUGGGCCAGUACAACGAUAAGAAUGGCAACCCAUACGGUGAAACUGUUGAUAUGGCUAAGGAGUUUAAGCACUAUCUUGAGCUCGCGCAUAACCCCGAUGAGAAGCCACACGCAGAAUGGGACCCUGAGGACCGUGGCAAGUACCGGCAAUGCCUGAGGGCGGUGCAGGCCGACGUUCUUGCGAACACACCGGUUGUUGUUAGCACAACCGUUAAUGCCGGUAGCUCCAUGAUCCGACAGAACGCCGGAAGGAACUUCAAGGGGCUGAUCCACACGAUCGACGAGGCACCGCGUGAUCGGGAGGCCGACACGUAUAUCCCCUGAUGAAGCUUGAUAAGCCUCUAACCGGUACCUUCCUGUUCGGCGGUGUUCACCCAGGAAGACCCUGUGCAUCUGUCAUCCUCGGCUGGCUUCCCGACUAAAUCCUACAAUGAGUUUAAGUCCCAAGGGAAACUCUCGCUGACCAACCGGCUUGUGAAGGCUGGUUUCCCGACUGUUGAGUUCCUAAUGCAGUAUUGCAUGAACCCAGUCAUCUUCGAGUAUCCCAACAGGAGCUUCUACGGAGGCAAGCUCACCUCACACAACAAGGCUAACUUGCCAUUGGAUGCGAAG
This is a messenger RNA of Aplosporella prunicola CBS 121167, 1782 nucleotides long. RefSeq lists its product as uncharacterized. Gene Ontology annotation, molecular function: helicase activity. The record is from RefSeq and is a predicted model, not a curated record. The transcript is spliced from 2 exons. NCBI's taxonomy places the organism in Eukaryota, Fungi, Ascomycota, Dothideomycetes, Botryosphaeriales, Aplosporellaceae. The coding region runs from base 298 to 1494 and encodes 398 amino acids.